Molecule: messenger RNA, 342 nt
Organism: Microthlaspi erraticum
Lineage: Eukaryota; Viridiplantae; Streptophyta; Magnoliopsida; Brassicales; Brassicaceae
Source: the annotation of a GenBank genome assembly
AUGGGACGCUUUAGCUGGUUAACGGAGGCUUCGAAUAGCUCUGCUAGGCUAGUCAGUAACGACGAAGAAGAUGUGAGUUUUCAUACCAGUCGAGAUUUAAGCGUUGGAAUACCGAGCAGAUGGUACUGCGGUUUCUUGAAUCCACUGAAAAUGAUAGACCAUACGAACGAACAUCCUGGUGGAUGUUCUUUGGCUGCAAGGAUUAUAAGACUGAGGCAUGUUUUUGCUCAAGUGAAGAAGCAACUUCUUGAGAUUAGGCGUUUUAGAAGAGUCGAGGUGACGACGGUGGAUACUGUAAAUGCCGAGCUUGUCUGUCUUUUUAGCUACUCGGUGUUUGGUUGA